UAUUGGUGGUUCCCCGAUCUAUUUCCGCAUCGAACGUGCCAAAGUGAUUGAUUACACAACUAGAACAUGGGCUGCCAGGUGUGACAAAAAUAAUAAAAAAUGAUAUGGAUAUGCGACAAAUUAAUAAUGGACUUGACGGUGAGGUUACAAAACCAGUUACAAAACAGUUAAGAGUAACAGGCAACGUAACUUGGUUUAAACGUUAUUUCCUUAACUGUGGAACUGUUUUUUGUAGCCCCCAACAGGAUGACGCAUCGCGUCGACGUGUUGGACUUUUCUUAGAAUCUACUUUGUUUUACAUUGGUUCGAUAUGCCAACAAGGUUUGGCAUUUUCGACAACUUUCUUUUCCGGACGCUGCAUUGUCAUAACAAGUCUCUUCUUCUCGUUCUCCAUUUACCAGUUUUAUUCGGCGAGUAUUGUCGGAACUCUAUUAAUGGAGAAACCGAAAACAAUACGCACAUUGCGCGACUUGGUGCAUAGUUCAUUGGAAAUUGGCAUCGAAGACUUACCCUACAAUCGAGACUUCUUUUUGCGUACCAAAGAUCCUGAUGCGAUUGAAUUGUAUGCAAAGAAAGUAACUAAUAUACCGCCUGCACCUGAAUUUGCAGAGUCCAAUGGGGAGAGUAUGCCACCGACACCUGCAACAGAACUAAGUGCAGCGGCCAAGGCAAAAUCGUAUCGUGACAUUUUGCACAGUCAUGAGACUGGAGCACAUGCCAAGACUAAUGAAGCAUCAAAUUGGUAUGAACCGGAAUAUGGAGUGGCGAAAAUAAGGAAAGGGAGAUUUGCAUUUCAUGUUGAUGUGGCAACCGCUUAUAAAAUCAUUGCGGACACAUUUACCGAAAAGGAAAUAUGCGAUCUAACAGAAAUACAUUUAUUCCAGCCGCAGAAAAUGGUUGCCAUCGUACAAAAAGGAUCGCCACUGAGGAAAAUUAUAACAUAUGGGCUGCUGCGUGUUACUGAAAGUGGCCUCUUGACUUAUCAGAAUAACAUUUGGCAUUCGCCAAAACCACGCUGCGUUAAGCAACUACACACGGAUGAUUUGCGAGUGGAUAUGCAAACAUUUACCUCCGCUCUUUUGGUGUUGUUAUUCGGAUUUGCAGUUAGUCUAUUUACAUUGCUUUUGGAAAAUCUUCACUACCGGAUGUGGCAUAAAUUUAUGAUGGAGUAAUUGAUUACAUUAAAAGUUCUUUGUUUAUUCAAAAAAAAAA
Molecule: messenger RNA, 1212 nt
Organism: Teleopsis dalmanni
Lineage: Eukaryota; Metazoa; Arthropoda; Insecta; Diptera; Diopsidae
Gene: Ir64a
Product: ionotropic receptor 75a
Exons: 7
Coding region: 105-1172 (355 amino acids)
Cellular component (GO): membrane
Molecular function (GO): ligand-gated monoatomic ion channel activity
Source: RefSeq, a predicted model, not a curated record